Nyctereutes procyonoides (raccoon dog) is the source of this 1720-nucleotide messenger RNA. It is a transcript of the gene TSPAN10, whose product is annotated as tetraspanin 10. The record is from RefSeq and is a predicted model, not a curated record. Lineage: Eukaryota; Metazoa; Chordata; Mammalia; Carnivora; Canidae. Gene Ontology annotation, cellular component: membrane. The coding region runs from base 479 to 1456 and encodes 325 amino acids. The transcript has 3 exons.
UGGCCAGUGGAUCCUGUCUCAUUCUUACAGGGAAUAAGCUGGGGGUAACUGGCGUUUAACUGCUGGCCGGUCUCCCAGGAUUAUUUCUGUGAUCCGGCUCUCAGGGGUGAGCUGAUGGAGCGGACGCUGGACCUGCCAGGCCGAGGCCCACACUGGGGCCCUGCAGUGGCUGCCACCAGGUGACAGGGGACCCCACCCCCGUCAUGCCUGCACAGGGCUUCAGGGAAUCCACAGCAAGGCUGCAAUCUGCGCUCAAGAAGAAGGAUGGGCUGCGUCUCAACAAGCAGAAGCUGUCCUAAGCCUUAAAACGUGAUGCCUCACAUGAUCGGGUCGUGACUGUGGCGCCCCGCUUCAGCUCACAGCCCAGCGGCCCUGGACCGCUCAGCUCACAGGGCGGCGGGGACACAGGGCGGCGGGGAACAGGCAGCGUGCAGCUGGAGACACCAGGGCGGGGACAGCACACCUGUCCUGGUGGAGGAUGGAGGGCGGGGAAAGGAGCCCCCUGCUGUCCCAGGGCGCUGGGUGCCGGGCCCUCCCCGGGAGCAGCCCACUCACCUCACGCCGCCCGGGGCCGGCACCCCGAGAGGACCAGGUCUGGCGGGCAGGCGCUGGGGGCGACCCGGCCUCCCCUCUCCCCUUGGGAAGCAGCUGCCUGAAGUACCUGACCUUCCUGUUCAACUUUGUCUUCUCUCUGCUUGGUCUGCUGGCCCUGGCCGUCGGGCUCUGGGGCUUGGCAGUCAAGGGCCCCCUGGGGAGUGGCGGGGCGGCCCUGCCCAGAGACCCCAUGCUGGGGCUGGCGCUGGGGGGGCUGGCGGUCGGCGCAGUGAGCCUGGCAGGCUGCCUGGGUGCCCUCUGUGAGAACGCCUGCCUGCUGCACUGCUUCUCUGGGGGUCUCCUCGCCUUCCUGCUGCUGGAAGCUGUGCUGGGUGCCCUGCUGGUGGCCCUGUGGGGCCCACUGCAGGACGGCCUGGAGUACACCCUGCGUGCGGCCAUCGCCCACUAUCAGGAUGACCCCGACCUGCACUUCCUCAUCGACCAGGUGCAGCGUGGGCUGCAGUGCUGUGGGGCAUCUUCCUACCAGGACUGGACGAGGAACCUGCACUUUAACUGCAGCUCCCCGGGAGCCCAGGCCUGCAGCCUUCCCGCCUCCUGCUGCAUCCGCCCCAGGGAAGACGGGGCGGCCGUCAGCGACCCGUGUGGCCUCGGAGCUCUGGGCCUGGACGAGGAGGCCGCUCAGAGGGUGGUGCAUCUGCAGGGCUGUGGCCCCCCGCUGCGAGGGUGGCUCCGCAGGAGCGUCCAGGCCGCCGGCGUCUAUGUGGUCGCAGUCGUCGCAGUCCAGGGGGCCGAGCUCCUGUUGGCUGCCCAGCUGCUGAGGGCCCUGGCGGUUCGCAAGGGGGCGCUGCAGAGCCCCAGAACCGCAGGGACGGGGGCGCCCAGGGAGAGGCUCCCUGCCUAAGUGGCCCGGCUGGCCCAGGGCUCACAGCCCAGCAGGACACCCAGGGAAGGCGUCGAGUCACCAUGCAUGGCCGAGACCCCUGGUCUCCUCCACCUGCUGUGCCUCCUGCCCCCCAGGGCCCCUUUCUCUGAGGACAGGGCAUGUCCACCUCCUUCCUGGUUCCCUCAACCCUGCUAGGGCGAGCCCCCUGCCACCACCUGAUGUCACACUCUUUUGGAGACUUUUGUCCUCAGCCCCUGAGCCAGGCAUGGCCCCCGCCCCACC